Messenger RNA from Anolis carolinensis (green anole), 5043 nucleotides. RefSeq names its product ariadne RBR E3 ubiquitin protein ligase 1 (gene arih1). The coding region runs from base 248 to 1954 and encodes 568 amino acids. NCBI's taxonomy places the organism in Eukaryota, Metazoa, Chordata, Lepidosauria, Squamata, Anolidae. Gene Ontology annotation, biological process: positive regulation of proteasomal ubiquitin-dependent protein catabolic process; ubiquitin-dependent protein catabolic process; protein polyubiquitination. Gene Ontology annotation, molecular function: ubiquitin protein ligase activity; ubiquitin conjugating enzyme binding; zinc ion binding. The transcript has 14 exons. Gene Ontology annotation, cellular component: cytoplasm; ubiquitin ligase complex; nucleus. The record is from RefSeq and is a predicted model, not a curated record.
CCCGGCGGCGCCGACGUCGGUGCGUGGAGGUGACGGAGCGGGCCGGACGCGUCCCUUUGUUGGCUCAGCGGCGCCUGGGAGAGGAGAGGAGGAGGGUUUGGGGACCGCUCCGCCGAAGGGAGGCGGGCUAGGCCGGAGCCCUCGCGUGCCUCCCGCCCUCAGCCGGCGCCUGUGCCUGCUCCUCCCCGCCUUCCUCCUCCUCCGCCUCGGCCUCGUCGGCCUCCUCCUCACAGGCCUCGCCGCCAACAUGGACUCGGACGAGGGCUACAACUACGAGUUCGACGAGGACGAGGAGUGCAGCGAGGACAGCGGCGCUGAGGAGGACGACGACGACGACGAGCCCGACGACGACCCCGACGACGGCAACCUGGACCUGGGCGAGGUGGAGCUGGUGGAGCCCGGCGUGGGCGGGGAGCGGGACGGGCUGCUGGGCGGCGAGACCGGCGGCGGCGGAGGAGGCCUCGGGCCCGGAGGAGGAGGAGGCCUCGGCGUCGGCGGAGGAGGCCUCGGGGGAAGCAGCGGCCUGGGCGGGCCCGGCUCCGGAGGCGGACUAGGCCACGACCAGGAGGAGGACUACCGCUACGAGGUGCUCACGGCCGAGCAGAUCCUGCAGCACAUGGUGGAGUGCAUCCGGGAGGUCAACGAGGUCAUCCAGAACCCAGCAACUAUUACCAGGAUACUCCUUAGUCAUUUCAACUGGGAUAAAGAAAAGCUGAUGGAGAGGUACUUUGAUGGCAACCUGGAAAAGCUCUUUGCAGAAUGUCAUGUAAUUAAUCCCAGUAAAAAGUCUCGAACACGUCAAAUGAACACAAGGUCAUCUGCGCAGGAUAUGCCUUGCCAGAUCUGCUAUCUGAACUAUCCUAACUCGUAUUUCACAGGCUUGGAGUGUGGACAUAAGUUUUGCAUGCAGUGCUGGAGUGAAUAUUUAACUACCAAAAUAAUGGAGGAAGGCAUGGGACAGACAAUUUCAUGCCCUGCUCAUGGCUGUGAUAUCUUGGUGGAUGACAAUACAGUUAUGCGCCUGAUCACAGAUUCAAAAGUUAAAUUAAAGUACCAGCAUUUAAUAACUAAUAGUUUUGUAGAGUGCAAUCGACUGUUAAAAUGGUGUCCUGCUCCAGAUUGCCACCAUGUUGUUAAAGUUCAGUAUCCUGAUGCUAAGCCUGUUCGCUGUAAAUGUGGCCGUCAGUUUUGCUUUAACUGUGGUGAAAACUGGCAUGAUCCUGUUAAGUGCAAGUGGUUAAAGAAGUGGAUUAAGAAGUGUGAUGACGACAGUGAAACUUCUAAUUGGAUUGCAGCAAAUACAAAGGAAUGCCCUAAAUGCCACGUGACCAUAGAAAAGGAUGGCGGCUGCAAUCACAUGGUCUGUCGGAAUCAGAAUUGUAAAGCAGAGUUUUGCUGGGUGUGUCUCGGCCCUUGGGAGCCACAUGGGUCUGCCUGGUACAACUGUAACCGCUACAAUGAGGAUGAUGCAAAGGCAGCAAGAGAUGCCCAAGAGCGAUCCAGAGCAGCCCUGCAGAGGUACCUCUUCUACUGCAACCGUUACAUGAACCACAUGCAGAGCCUGCGCUUUGAGCACAAACUCUAUGCCCAAGUCAAGCAGAAAAUGGAGGAGAUGCAGCAGCACAACAUGUCCUGGAUCGAGGUCCAGUUCCUGAAGAAAGCAGUCGAUGUCCUCUGCCAGUGUCGUGCCACACUCAUGUACACUUACGUCUUUGCCUUCUACCUCAAAAAGAAUAACCAGUCCAUUAUCUUUGAGAAUAAUCAGGCAGAUUUGGAAAAUGCUACCGAGGUCCUUUCUGGGUAUCUGGAACGAGAUAUAUCCCAAGAUUCACUGCAAGACAUAAAGCAGAAAGUGCAAGAUAAGUACAGAUACUGUGAGAGCCGGCGGCGGGUCUUGUUGCAGCACGUGCACGAAGGCUAUGAGAAGGACCUGUGGGAGUACAUUGAGGACUGAAAGGGGCCUGCAUAAAACGAACUCUGAAAACCUUUUUUUCCCAUCUAGAGUGCUCAUGCGAUUAAAAAAGCAAAACACACACACAAACAAAAAAGGGGGCACUACGCCUAUUACACCGCUGGUCUGUAGUACCGGAAUUCUGUUUUUGUUAAUGGAGAAAAGAAUUUAAGUAAAUUAUAUUGUAAUAAAAAAAGGUAGCUAAACCAUUGUACAACAGUAUUCUAGGUGGCCAGUUAAGUGUGACAUACGCACUAAGAAAAAAACAAACAAAAGUCAACCCUCCAACUUUAACUUGUAACGUAGCUUCAUUCUCCAAGCUGACUUCCCCCUCUCCUCCUUUCUCCUAUGCGUAUUACAGAUGAAAUUUAAAACAGUUUGUUGACACUGCUUUUCAUGUCCAACCAGCCAUUUUGAUGUACUUUGGUAUGAUGAGAUUUCCUCCCUCCCUCCCUUCCUUUCUUCCUCCCUUCCCCCCUUUCACACAUGCACCAGUUCAUGGGUGAAUGUCGUUUGGCUAAUUGUAAAGAGGAUUUUGUGGGAUGGUGGGGGGCGGGGGAGGAGGGGCACACAGCAAGGAAAAAAAAUAAACUUUGUAUAUGACUUUUAAAAUACAAACAAAGAGGACAACACAGUAUUUUUCAAAAUUGUAAAUAGCGCAUAUGCAUGGACAAAAAAAAAGAGCAAGCGUGGCACGUGUUUGCAUAAUGUUUAAUUACGAAAAAAUAUUUAUUCUUUAAAAAUCUUCAAGAUGUCUAUUUGCUGUGCAUUUUUCUUUCGGUUUGCUUUUUACCUCUUGAUUUGGGGACGGGGAGGGCAGGGCGACGUAUGCCGCUGUAUCGAGACUCUUUUCUCUUUGUUUCUCUUCUCUCUUUCAAGGCGUUUUGGGUUUCUUUCUCCUCUUAACUGCAGCUCCUUCGCAACUCUUCCAUGGUUUGGGUGUGUUCCUUGCUGGCAACGGACACCGUCCCAUUUGCACUUCCGGCUUUUUUUUUUCCUGACGCAAACUCGAUUGACUUUGGUGUGUGUUGAGCCUUUGGAAAUGAAAACGUAGUGAUUCCGGCUGCUUUUUGUCUCCUCUUUUUUUUGCUCAGAAUAGCCAUUUAACCAUUCUUUCUUGCUCAUCCUUCUUUCCAUUUCCAUGCAUGUCAGGUAUCCCUUAGUCAUUCUUAGGAAAGUGUUAGGACAUUUUCUCUGUGGGUUGAAAUGGAACAUUCCUUGUCGCUGUGUCUUGUCAGUUGCGUAACACCAAACAACAAAAGAUGGGGCUGUUUGUUUCAGAGUCGGGGGGAAAGGCCUGGCGUUGCAAAUGCUCUCGUCUUAGUUGCAAAGGCCUGCAGUUUCUGAAGUCGUUGGGUAUUUUCCUCCCAUUGAUGGGAAGAGGGACUGAGUUUCAAGCGCACAUAGUCUUUUAUAGUCUUUAUUUUCUUUGUCAAAGACCCCGCUGGAAGCCGUUCAUUAAACCAAGCUGCACGGGAUCUUUUUGUGGCAUACUUAUUUUCCCACCACAGCAGUGUUUACACUUUCGAGUUAAGAAAGAAAUGGAAAAGAUCAGUUGAAGGAGUAAAAAAGAGAGAGUGGGAGAAUGUGUCUGUGUUCGAGCCGCUUUUCCAAAAGGCUGCUUCCAUUACUCUUUCAAGAUGAAGGGAGAUCUAUUCAGCUUUGGAGUGUAAUUUUUGGGAUGUUGGCUCUUCUGUGCAGCCUGGCAAAGGUUUUACGGAAUGGAAGGGAAUGGCUGAAAGUUGGUUACAUGUUUGGAAAAGAAAAUAAGAUUUUACUGAAUGAGUUCAGGCUCUUGAAGUAAUUGAGUAACUUGUAUAUCAGAAUGGUUAGGCAGACCUUCAUUUUUGUAUCUCUUCUUAUGUGUGAUUGGGAUAAUUUCCUUGCUCGUAGGUCCCGUUUUAAAGCAAAAGCAAGCUGUUAGGAGGGAAAAGGUACUCCAGUAAAGCUGAGCAUGAAAAAAAAAAUGCUUCCUUCAAAGAGAUUUGAGAAUUCUCUGUUAAGUUGAGUGCUCGAAUGCCACUCUUCAGAUUUUCUUCUGUACCUUUUGCCCAAAAUUGACUGAAAACUUCCUGAUCAGGUUCUCUAACCCAUCCCAGAUGUCUUUCUCUCUCUUUUAUACCUUUUUUGUCUUUUUUGUCCUGGAACUGGUGGCCAUGCUGUGUUGGGUGUGUCUCUCGGAUGAAUGCGUCCAUGCUUUCAGCCCCUCCCUGCGAUUUCCCUUCUUUCCAAACACCUUGCUCUUGUCAUCCAUCCCUUUUUCCGUUGAUUAACAAAUACACAAACCAAACUGUAUAUAAAAUGUGCGGUACCUUCUUGCAUUGAAGAUCGCACACAUUAUCUUUUUUUGUGGAGGGGUUAUUAAAAAAGCAUUGUAAAUCUUAUUGGAUUUUGGACUCAGAUCACUGACACCAAAACUCUUGUAAAAGCUUGCUCGUUGGUUCUGAAACCCCCCUUUUUAUUUUCUACCCUCCCUUUUCUUAAAGAAAAAGCAAAUACUUGGCAAUGAAGAUGCUACUCUCAAGCUUUGGUUGGUGCAAUAUGUGAAAAAAAAAUAAUGAUUUCAUGUUAUGUAUCAUGAUUGAAUGAUGGGGCCUCUAGGCGCAAAAGCGGGAGAGCGGCGCACAGUCUGUAUUUUGCACCCGCUUCCUUCUGUUUCACAUGAUUCACCGCAGCUUUUUUGGGGGGGGGAAGGGGGGGAGCGAGGAGUCCUCUGGUAGUGUAUGUAUCAGGCAGUCUUAAUUUUUCAGAACCAGUUAACCCCGAAAAUGUUUUUUAGUACAACUGCUGUAUUAGAAACCAGUUAUUGUGUGAGGCGAGAGCAGUGCUCUUUGGAGGACCUUGUUCAAGAGAACCCUGUUUAUCCAGCGCUUUUUGGGGGGCGGUUGGAAGACAAUCGGAUGGCUGGGACUGAACAGAAGAACUUGUAAUCCUCUAGUUUUCCUCUUCCAUCUAGUAGAGAGCACCUCAUGCUGUGGACAUAACUGUUCUUAGACUUCAUUGUAACUGCUGGACUGUUCCGUGUUAAAGGCUAAACAGAGGGAGAGAAAGUGUUCCUAAUUCUAAUAAACUUUUAUUUUGUUAUUUCAUUA